CAGACCAUCCGCCAUUUUACCUCCCGAGAAUUCCUGGCGCCGCAUGAUCAUAGCCGCCGGCACAUUCGCAGCGCGACGAUGUCCCUGCAAUGGCGUUUCUGACCCCCAAUUGCCGGUUGAUUUCAUCGGCUCGCUUGCUCUCGGCUUCUCCCUCAGCCCCUCGCUUACGAUUCGCGCACGCUCAAGCCAUGAGCUCGUGCUCGACUCAGAGAGUCUUCCAGCUGAAGCUCGACCCGCUCACCGGCAACUCGGAGUGGGUCGUCAUCGAGGAAGACGCAGGGGAGACGGCUCCCGAGAGUCUCCACAAGGGCCUCCUGGCGAGGACAUCGUAUCUUGACAUGCUCAAUGACGCUCCCCGGAACAAGGCCUUCCGCGAAGCCAUUGACAAGGCCAUCACCAGGCCUUGCCGCGUGCUCGACAUUGGUGCAGGAACUGGCUUGUUAUCAAUGAUGGCUGCUCGGACGAUGGGUUUGAUGGAUUCUCCAACAUGCCAUGGUAAUAAUGGAUCAGUAACAGCUUGCGAGUCUUACCUUCCCAUGGUGAAAUUGAUGCGGAAGAUUUUGCGUGCUAAUGAUAUGGCAAAGAGUAUAACUGUCCUCAACAAGCGUUCUGAUGAAGUCAGAGUUGGGGUAGAUAUUGAUUCACGUGCUGAUGUUCUGGUUAGUGAGAUACUUGACUCAGAGUUACUGGGCGAAGGAUUAGUACCAACCUUACAGCAUGCACAUGACAUGCUUUUGGUGGAAAAUCCAGUAACAGUUCCAUACAAGGCAAUCGUGUAUGGCCAGCUAGUUGAAAGUACAUAUUUGUGGAAGCUGCAUGAUCUGUAUAAUAAUGAAGCAGAAAUAUCAGAUGGCAUACAUCUAGUCCCUGCUGGGUUGGAGAGGAUAAUAGGCGUUAAACUUCAACAACAUCCGAUGCACUGUGAUGCAAUAAAACGAGAAAUAAAACUGUUGUCAGAACCCUUCAGAAUUUUUGAAUUCAAUUUUGGGAAACGGCCAGAGAGUCAUGGUGAAACUGCAGUUCAUGUAAAAGCAACCGGUAGUGGUCAAGUAAAUGCUGUGAUUUCCUGGUGGAUGCUUCAGCUUGAUGAAGAAGGGUCUAUACAUUAUUCCACUGCUCCGAAAUGGAUAACUUCAUCAGGUGCUGGGAAUUGGUGUGACCAUUGGAAACAGUGUGUUUGGUUCAUUCCAGGGAAGGGGGUGCCAUUAGCCAAAGACGAAGAGAUUUCUUUACGUGCAGUUCAUGGUGAUACUAGCAUUUCCUAUCAACUUGAACCUCAUCAGCCAAUAUCCACAGGACAGGAUCAUAACGUUAAGGGUGGAGAUUUCUGUCUCCCCCUAUCCCCUGAAAGAAUUGCAAUUUAUGGAGAUGCUGAAUGGCGGCAUUCUGUGCUAAAUGCCAUAAAAACUGUUCUGCAGAGAAGAGCUCCCUCACUAUGCAUCAUUGCUGAUGACAGCGUCUUUCUGGCGCUUCUGGUUGCUCGCCUUUCAAUAGCAUCACACAUAAUGGCCUUGUUUCCUGGUUUGCAAGAUAAGGGUAUCCAUUAUUUGAAAGCUGUUGCUGAUGCUAAUGGUUUCUCAAUGGAUCGUGUAGAAUUCGUUAGAAAGAAAACGGCAAACUGGACUGUGCAUGAUACUCAUAAGAAAACGGUGGACCUGCUGAUUGCAGAACCAUUUUAUUAUGGAAGUGAUGGCAUGCUUCCUUGGCAGAACCUUCGCUUCUGGAAUGAACGGACUGCACUUGACUCUCUACUUUCCAAAGACGCCUCUAUAAUGCCUUGUAAAGGACUGUUAAAAGUUUGUGCUAUGUCUCUCCCAGACUUAUGGAACAGCCGUCGCUCUUUGGAGAAGAUCGAAGGUUUUGAUCAUUCCAUGGUAAAUGCUACUUUAGGAGCAUGUGGUGAUGCAGCUGAUGGAGGUCCUUGCCUUCCCUUUUUCGUCUGGCAGUGUGGGGAGGUUAAGGAACUCAGCCAGAUAGUUACUGUCAUGGAAUUUGAUUUCUCAAGGGCUAUAAGUCCAUGUCAAGGAAAAGCCAAGGUCAAGUUUAGUGAGAAAGGAAUUUGCCAUGGAUUGGUGCUGUGGAUUGAUUGGGUGAUGGAUGCUGAAUACUCCACUGUGGUUUCCACUGGCCCAGACCAGCGAUAUUGGAAGCAAGGGGUGAAGCUUCUUCCCACGCCUGUGGCAGCUGGGUUCCAUGGAUCAACUGAUGCCGGCGAAGCUUCUUGUUUGAUUGUCGAAACGUCAUUCGACCCAUCAAAUGGCGAACUUGUAAUCAAGCACAUUCCUUCCUAAAAUCUUCAUCUUUAGCCGUGAGAAUUUUCUGUAGCACAUGGAACAACCGACUGAAAACGAUGAUUUUCUCGAAUUUUCCAAU
This is a messenger RNA of Rhodamnia argentea, 2373 nucleotides long. Its product is annotated as protein arginine N-methyltransferase 7. Bases 90 to 2291 code for a protein of 733 amino acids. Lineage: Eukaryota; Viridiplantae; Streptophyta; Magnoliopsida; Myrtales; Myrtaceae. Gene Ontology annotation, biological process: peptidyl-arginine methylation. The transcript is spliced from 14 exons. The record is from RefSeq and is a predicted model, not a curated record. Gene Ontology annotation, molecular function: protein-arginine omega-N monomethyltransferase activity.